Monodelphis domestica (gray short-tailed opossum) is the source of this 6267-nucleotide messenger RNA. RefSeq names its product reticulophagy regulator 1 (gene RETREG1). Gene Ontology annotation, biological process: reticulophagy; negative regulation of neuron apoptotic process. Gene Ontology annotation, cellular component: endoplasmic reticulum membrane. The record is from RefSeq and is a predicted model, not a curated record. NCBI's taxonomy places the organism in Eukaryota, Metazoa, Chordata, Mammalia, Didelphimorphia, Didelphidae.
CAAUCUUCCCACUCCAUCAGCUGGUUCGGUGUAGGGCAGACGGCUGCAGCUUGGCCCAGCCGGGCUCCCGAAGCGGCGGGCCGCCAGCCCGGGCUCUGUGACGUCACAAGUCCCCCCCUCCUUCCCCCCCAAUCAGCAGUUCGGUGCGCGGCCGCCGCCCGCAGCCCCAGCUGCAGCCUCGGGCUAGUCUCGCGCCCGCCCCCUCGGCCCCCGGCCGCUCUGCGCGCUGCAUCCACCCACACUCCUCCCCUCUCGGCCCCGGGGAGCCUCGGAGCCGAGGCGGAGGCAAGCAGCAGCAGCAGCAGCAGCAGCAACAGCAGCCGCAGCAGCAGCAGCAACACCACGAACACUCCUACACGAUUACCACCAUCGCCAACCAACCCCCCCUCCGCACCGAUCGUUGGGCUCUACAGUCCCUCCGGGCCCCAGAAAGCACUAGUGGAAACUGAAGAUGGCGAGUCUGGGACCCCGGGAGGAGGAGCAGGAGGAAGGAUGCUGUGCGCGGGCAGCCAAGGUGGCUGCACCAGCUGCUGCCGAGGAGGAUGAGGAGGAAGAGGCUGCGCCCGUGGCGGCGGCGGCGGACACCCAGCUGGGGGCUGCGACUGGGGCCCCCCCGCCCUCCAAGGAGACCUCGGCGGAGCCCCACCGGCCGCUGGAAGAGCAGGAAGCGGCUGGUGGCCGCGUCGCCACAGCCGUGACUUGGUUGCUGGGGGAGCCGGUGCUGCUGCUGAGCUGCUGCGUCGGGGAUGCUUUGAGCUGGCAGAGGCCACUCCGCAGCCUGGUGGGCUUUGUCUGCGCCAACCUGCUGUUCUGGUUUCUUGCACUGACACCCUGGAGAGUAUAUCACCUGAUUUCAGUCAUGAUACUUGGGCGUGUAAUUAUGCAGAUAAUAAAAGAUAUGGUAUUAUCUAGAAUGAAAGGUGCACAAUUGUGGAGGAGCCUCAGUGAAAGCUGGGAAGUGGUAAAUUCCAAAGCUGAUGAAAAGCCCAGACUCAGCCAAUGCAUUGCAGAAUCAUGGAUGAACUUCAGCUUAUUUCUUCAAGAAAUGGCACACUUUAAGCAGCAGAACCCUGGCAAGUUUUGCCUCCUGGUCUGCAGUGUGUGCACAUUUUUUACAAUCUUAGGAAGCUACAUUCCUGGAGUCAUACUCUCCUACUUUGUAUUACUCUGUGCCUUUUUGUGUCCACUGUUUAAGUGCAAUGAAUUUGGACAAAGAGUAUACAGCAAGAUCAAGUCAUUUCUGCUAAAACUAGAUUUUGGAAUAGGAGAAUAUAUUAACCAAAAGAGGCAAGAGAAAUCUGAGGCAGAUAAAGAAAAAAAUCACAAAGACGACAGUGAAUUAGACUUUUCAGCCCUUUGUCCUAAGGUUAGCCUCACAACUGUUGCCAAAGAGCUAUCCGUGUCUGACACAGAUGUAUCAGAGGUGUCUUGGACUGAUAACGGGACCUUCAAUCUCUCCGAAGGAUGUACUCCCCAAACAGACACUUCUGAUGAUCUUGACCGACCCAGUUUACAGGAGGAAGCUUUCUCCAGGGAUCUUUCAGAAUUUCCAUCUCUAGAAAAUGGCACAGGAACAAAUGAUGAAGAUGAGUUGAGUCUUGGCUUGCCCAUCCAGUACAAGAGAAAAAAAGAGCCCAUGGACAGUGGUCACAGACAGAGCAGAGAGAAGCAACCAACAGCUGGUCUCACCCUUCCUUUGAGCAGUGACCAGACCAUUCACUUGAUGGGAAAUCUCGCUGGUGAUGUCAUUGUAGCUGCAAUGUCUGCUGCUAUCAAAGACCAGUUGCAACAAGGAGUUCAGAGGGCUUCUUCCCAGUCAGUACCUAGCCCAGGAGAAGACACAGACACAGAAGAAGGUGAUGAUUUUGAACUACUGGACCAGUCAGAGCUCGAUCAGAUUGAGAGCGAACUGGGACUUACACAAGACCAGGAUGUAGAACCUCAGCAAAAGAAAUCUUCAGGCUUCCUUUCAAAUCUGCUGGGAGGCCAUUAACUUGGGAAUCAGAGCUUGCAACAGAGCAGAAAUAAACCACAAAAAAAUUUAAAACAAACAAAAAGGAAAAAAAAGAAAAUUAUAUGAGCUGUGAGCUUUAACUAUUACUUUAGAUUUGUUGUCCUAUUUUCCCUUCUGCAGUGAAUUAACUGGAUAUAUAUCAGCUGAAACUGAAAAUGUAAUGUUUCUGAUAAUUAUACCUUGACCUAGUAGCAUGAAAAUGAAUUCUAUAUCCACUGUGUUGUCAGAGAGGAAUGUUAGAGAUUUUUCUUUAAAAGGAAAAGGCCAGAUUUUAGAGUGAUACCUCCAAGUAUUCUCUAUUCUUUUCAUCAUACUUCACCUUUCAAGCCUGCAAGGCAGUUUAUUGUGACACAAUGAGAUAAGACAAGUGUUGCAGACAUAAUAUAGCUUUAUGCUAUCCUUUCCCUCUAGUAUUUCGAAAGUUUUAAGAAUUUGAUGUUAAAAAAUCCUUCCAUCCUGUUAUUUUUAAAUUUAAGAACAUGGACAGCACUGUCAAAAUGAACUAGGAAAAUAAAAUUAUUUUACAUAAAGCAUUCUUUUAAACUCUUUGAAUAGGCUGAUACAUUUCCAGGUUUUUUCUGCAGUUGUAGGCUUAUAGAUUUGUAAAGUGGCCUGCUCCUAAAUUGAUUGCCAUCUCUAGCCUUGCAACUAGAGAGAUUAUUAACCCAGAAAAAGCAAGUGUUGCUGUCAUGAAGAUGCUGAUCAUGAUGUAAACAGAUAAAAUUUCAGUUGCACUUUGUUUUCUGUUUAUCAUAUGCUUGUGGUAGGGAUUUCGUGAGUGCUGAUGUUUAACAUAAACAGAUCUUCUUCCUACCCAGACAUGGUUUGAAGAUAUGUUCAUCUCCUAGUUAACUGAGGAAAUAGUAGCCACGAAAACCAUGGUGAAUGUCAGCAGCUUAGCAGAAUUAUAUAGUCCCAUACCCAUGGUCUGGGUAGUUAAAGCAAGAGAGAAAUUUACAUUGUUUGGAAAUGUAUUUAUUUGUCAUUUUAAGUCUACACAUGAUUGAUGAUUUGGGUUCUGGAAUAGAUUUUAUCUAUCAAAAUAUUACAAAAAAACUUUUUGGAUCAUCUUUAAAUAACUAAAUUUGUUAGAAGGAACAGAUUUGUUAUUAAGGAACAAAGAAAGACAUUAAGCCAAUUUAGUAAUGUGAAACAAGCUUUGAGAAGGGUUGAGGGACCAUGUCAGCUAUUAACAAAAAAACCCAUUGUAGCUGGCAUUUUGAAAGAUGAACAUGGUCACCUGGGACCCUCAGAAAGGAAGGAUAAUCCCAGCAUAUAGGAAGCCUAUUUUUCUCUCCUUUUCUUUUGUUUACCUGCCUUAUCUUCCUAAAGAAUAAUCACAGGUAAUUAGUCCUACAUUUUAAUGUAGUGUACCUUAUUUAUUUAUUUUUCUUUCUGAGGUAUUAAAAAUCUAGACUGAAUUUGCCAAAUAUUGUAGGGAGAAAAGUUUCAUAAGACUUUUGACAUUUCCUAAUUGUCGUUGCCGUGCUUUUGUGUCCGUAGGUGCCUCGUGGCUGUGUUUGCUUGUCCUUUAUUGGUACAAAGUGAGUCUGUGCCUUUGUUAUCUUGCCCAUUCUGGAACAAAGGAAAAUUACUCUUAUCAGCUAAAUUGUGUGGUUUUGGGGAAAUAUGUCCUAAUUCCAUUCAAUGAAAAUUUCUGGACAUGAAGAAAAGGUUACAUAAUAAUAUAACAAUAGUUUCAAGUUUUUUUCUUCAUGUGCACUUCCUCACAAAAACAUUCUUGUCCAGGAAGUCCAAACAUCAUAUAUAUAAGCCAUUUCAAUUUCUCAGCUGAGAAAAAAAUGCAGGUUUCCCCCUCUCCCCUUAGAAUACCUAUAAGACAAUCCAGGUAGUUAUAAAAGUACAAAGAAUACAAGAGGACAAGUCUAACAGAAGAUUGUCAAGAGUUGACCUGUGUGAUGGAAUAAACAGUGAAAAGUUAGCAUCAAAUGUUUAAAAAUUAUAAAUUCAAAAGGGCUUUGGGGUGGGGUGGGAGUUGGCUUGGGAAAAGGUGUUACCAGGAUUGCAAGUAUAGUAGAUGAGACAUACUAGCUUUCUUUAAACAGUGGCAUUGUAAGCAAGUGUGCACUUUAAUGCUAUUUGCUCAAAAAAUAAAUGUGAUUAUAAUGUAUCCAACACAGCAAACUCUUCUCAAAAUGUUAAUUAAACCGAGAAACAUAUAAUGAAAGGAGUAGUUGUCGAGGCUUUUUGUAUAUAAUCCUUUUUCUGGUUUUGAGAUAUAGUUGUAAAACAGUUGUGCAUUUGCCCUUGUGUUUGAGAACUCGUGUGUUGUGUCAUCUGGCACAUUUUUUUAAAAAAUGGCAGUUUCCCCACCAGGGAUCUCGCUACACAUGCUUUAUCAAUACCGUGGCAUUGUAUCUUUCCCCUGUUAAAAAUCUCCUAUCAAAUCAAAAAGAAUUCAGUCAAGGUGAACCAGGUGUACCUUUUCAAUCCUAAAUGUGUUAGAAUAAUUGUUCUCUAAUUUCAUGCAGAACACGCCGAGUUACAGUACAUAAUAAUACAGUAGAGAUGAUUAUAGACUGUCUUAUAAAAUAACAAAAUAAGGCUGGAAAAGUGGAGGUUUACUAUUUUGGAAGAUCAAAUUGGACUUUGGAGAAAAGACUAUUUUCCCAUUUUGAAAGGCCUUUGAUUCUUGCUUAUCCUAUUAGCUUAAAAAUAGAUUCUUCCCUACCAAGGACCUUUUUAGAAUCAUAGACUAUAAGAGCUGAAAGGGACCUUAAAAUCAUCUAAUCUCAUCCCUUCAUUUUACAGAUAAAGAAACUGAGGCCCAGAGAGUAGAACGUAAGCUCCUCUGAGGGCAAGACUCAAUUGGGGGACUUGACCUUUGACUCCCCAGUGCCCAGCACAGUGCCUAGAAUAUUACAGGCAUUUAAUAAAUGCUUAUUCAUUUGAAUUAAUAAAGAAACAUUUGUUUUACAACCAUGUAGCAAGGGAGGGGGGGAGCAAUGAUCUUUAAUAAAAUGAAACUUUUGGUAUAAAAAAUUGAGAGAUCUUGUUGAAAUUUCCUACAUUUAAAGGGGGAGGGGAUAAUCACACAUCCCAGAACAUGUUAAAUUUAUCUUGGAGUUUAAAGCAAGACAUUUAAGAGAAACAAAGCAACUUUGACAUUCAUAAUAAGAACCAUUUGUUUAAGAAAUGUGUGCUUAAUGUUAACAUUUUUCCAGCAUUUGUGCAGAGUUGCUGUCCUUGGCAUUGUGGGAAGGAACAUUAAAUUUGAAAUGGUUGUUGCCUUCUUGAAGUUUACUGUUAAGUUCAGGGGGUCAGGCUGGGGUAUUUUAAAUACUUUUUUGAUUUGAAUACUCAAAUUGUCCUGCUAUAGUUGGUGGCAAGAGUGGAAUUAUUCUGGGAUAUUCGACUGAACUACCAUUUAAUGUUAGAUGGUAAUGCUGGAUGGUCCAAAAAUUAGAUUUUUAUGCAUUCCUAUCCCUUCUUUCCACUACUGUGUUAGUCUGUCUUAAGCUAGAUGGAAAUAAGCAAAUUUGGGAUCUGUUUCUAUUUUUAUGGCCUGAAGCAAAUCACUUCACUGCCCAUGUGCCUCAGUUUCUCCUUCCAUAAAAUGAGGAUUCUACUACUUAUUCCCACUCUACCUCACCAUGAUAUUGUGAGAACAAAUGAGAAAGUUAAUUCUUCAGAUAAAAGACACUGUGUAAACCAACGUACUUAUUAUUUGACAAUGUUAAUUAUGAUGCCUUCCUUUUGAGCAUUAAAAUAAAGGCAUAAUAUGCCGGUGCCUACUCAAAUGGAAAUUCUUCUAAGAUUUUCACAGCUUAGCACAAAUGCAGACUUUCUUGAAUUGAAUUGGUUUUAUUUUUUGAGUGUUUAUGAAGGAAGGCUGAAUGAUAAUUUGUGAUAAUUGAGCAGAAUCUUAUGAAAUAUUAAAAUCUGUUUUUAUUUAGUUUGGAUUUAUUAUUCAUUCUUAACUGAAUAAGAAAAACCUUGGCCUAAGGAGAACCCCAGAAGUCAGUUGGUCUAUUCAGACUAAAGUCUCUGAACCAAACACUGUGACAGAUAUCUAAGGGUUAAUUCAAGUUUAUCAUGAAUGUACUCCAUGAAUCACCUGUAGACUCCAUAUAUCCAGAUAACCAGAAAUUUAGGAGGUUGCAAAAUGUCUUAAAACUUUAUGGAAGUAUCCUUUGCAGCACUUUACUUAAAAUGAAUGUUUUAUAAACAUGGAAUAAUUGAUAGCAAUUGUUUGUAAACCAUUUAAUAAAUGUCUGUUAGUUUUUACCUUU